AUGGUUCACCCGAAGGAAGAAGGAUACGCAAAGGGAAAGCAUGGGGUCCCCGAAACCAAAGGAACCGAAGUAGGAUCAACCAAGAAAAAUAUCACCCGCAAGAAUGACCAUGAUCCAAGCAGAAAAGAGAAGAAACAACAUGGCGGCGGCGGUGGCAAGGGAAAGUGGGACGACUUGGACGAUGGAUCCAUGGACAACGCUUGA
This is a messenger RNA of Cylindrotheca closterium, 204 nucleotides long. The record is from the annotation of a GenBank genome assembly. NCBI's taxonomy places the organism in Eukaryota, Bacillariophyta, Bacillariophyceae, Bacillariales, Bacillariaceae.